CAUCCUCUCGCUGCGCUCCUGCAGCACUACAUUGCUACAGACGAUGCUGCUGUCUCCUACCUUCCCAGUACCCUCUCGAUUCUGAGCCCAACAGCGUUUCUCCCAUCCUCACAUCUCGCAAAAUGGAUCGCCCGCGUCAACUCGCUCGUCACAUCGAAGCACAGGGGAGGGAAGUGGGCUGGCAUAUGUCUGGCUACGAGGACGGCAGAGUGCAGCAAGGAUGUUAUGGUGGACUGCGCUUCAGGAUGGGUAGGGAACGUCUUGCCUACACUCCAGAGAAACGAGCCCCUCCCGACUCAGUUAGCGGCGAUAUCCCUCCUACAUACCAUAUUCACAAAGGCUACCGACAUGCCUGAGUUUCUACGUCAAAUAUGCACACCCAACGUGCCCAAAUUCAGUCUCGCCCUGAUUUCCCUCUGCGAGAACGCGCAAUCUUCAUUGGAGCUCAGACUGCUCGCAAUGCGCACGCUGACCCGCAUGCUUGCGUCAUACCCGAAUGCGCACCGGAGUUUGCAGACGCAGCUGAACAAUAUCUGCUUGGCGAACAUGAGAGGUGUUUCACUUACGCCCACGCCAGCGGCGCUCCGCCAGGCCUCAGCAGCGUUGUUCGCCAUGGUGUGUGUCACGGGCGGGAAGGUCGGCGCGGCAGAUAUAUGGAAGAAAACUAUGUUGGGAGCACUCCGCUCUGCGGUAGACUGUGUGGGCAUUUUGCGCCGCACAAGCAAACCAUUAGGUUGGUGUCUAUUUGCAUAA
This is a messenger RNA of Dacryopinax primogenitus, 753 nucleotides long. RefSeq lists its product as uncharacterized. The annotation marks the transcript as partial. Gene Ontology annotation, cellular component: nucleus. Gene Ontology annotation, biological process: rRNA processing. The transcript is spliced from 2 exons. The record is from RefSeq and is a predicted model, not a curated record. NCBI's taxonomy places the organism in Eukaryota, Fungi, Basidiomycota, Dacrymycetes, Dacrymycetales, Dacrymycetaceae.